Messenger RNA from Acomys russatus (golden spiny mouse), 939 nucleotides. Its product is annotated as protein RoBo-1-like. The coding region runs from base 53 to 595 and encodes 180 amino acids. The transcript is spliced from 5 exons. The record is from RefSeq and is a predicted model, not a curated record. NCBI's taxonomy places the organism in Eukaryota, Metazoa, Chordata, Mammalia, Rodentia, Muridae.
AGGCAGUCCUUUCAGAAGAACAGGAGCACUUCUUGUGUUCACAGGAGUCGCCAUGGCCUGGUCCUCCAUCCUCACAGUCUUUGUCUUUGCCAUCUUAGCUGUCAGCUCUGUGGCCAGUGUUACAGACAAGAUACUUAAACCAAAAGGGUGUAUCGACACCUGUAGUGACCUAGAAUUCUCAGCAACCUUGGGGGCCCAACGGACAUUUAGAUAUGUGAAUCGGUGCUGCCAAACAGAGCAGUGCAACCAAGAUGACAUAAAAGAGACUACACCAUCUUUGAAAGCCAAUGGUCUUCAGUGUACUGCCUGCUACAAUGAGAAAGACAAGUCAUGCAGUGCAACUACUACUCUAAUGUGCACAGGGGAAGAGAAAAUGUGUGUUGAGGUCACCGGCACAGAUAAGCAAACUUCUACGUUAGUGCUGUAUGGGAAAGGCUGUGCAACUGAAAAUGCCUGCAAACAGGAUCUGACCGUCAACGGUAACGUACAGAUCAAAACCACAUGCUCCUCACCUGUUGCGACCGAUGGGAGCCCUGCCCUCAAGUCCAUUACGUCACUUCCAAUUGCUCUCCUCCUGCUGAAAGUCUUGCUCUGAUCCUCCAGGUGCUGGCAAUCCCGCAAUCCUACACACACAAACCCACUGGUGUACGUGGAUGGCUAUUUCCAAAACACUGAACAAAUAAAAACUGGUGAUUUUAUGUGAAAACUUAAGUUCAUCUUUUUUGUAAUAACAGGAAACACACAGAGAUAACUAUUUCAACAUUUCUCCUCUUCUCUUUCACACAGUACUAGAAAUCCUAGUCAGAGGAAUUAGGCAAAUCAAAGCACUAAGUAAGUAAAAUUAAAUUUGAAAACAAGAUAAAGAAAGGGGGAAAAAGGGAAGGGAAAAAAACAGAUAUUCGUAUUGGAAAGAAAUUUGUAAAACUACUAGAAGAAAAC